AGAGAGAGAGAGAGAGAGAGAGUAUAAAUUACUGUAGUACUGUUGACAAAUAAUUGUAGUAUAAGAGGAAUAAAACACUUCUGGACGCCCAACACAUACAGCAAUACCCCUAAUUUAUGACAUUACAUUUAAAUUUGAUAACCAGGUCUGAUUUCAAAGCCAUUAUGAAUAUUUGGUGGGAUUAUAUUUUAUAACUGUAUUUUGUGUUUUUUGGAUGCUUGAAAAUCAAAGUUUGCAGGACUUCUGGUAUCAGCUUUUGAAGGACUAGCAUGAAGAAGAAGAAGAGGAGGAAGAAGAAGAAGAAGAGGAAGACAGGGAUGAGGUGGUGGGGUGUGUGUGUGUGGGGGGUAUUUUGGCGAUGGAGAUUAAGGCAAGGGCUUUUUGUCAUUUGUGCGAGACAAGCCAUUCAUCCAUCCCGUUCUCAGCCAACAAAAAAAAAGGCUGCUCCCAGAAAUUAGCAGUUUCAGCUCAGCAGCAAAGCCGUCGGGCUGUGAAGGCACAGAGAAAUUGACUAAUUAGCAAUGCGCACUAAAACUUGACGGUUCUCUCCAUAACGGCGAGGCACAAAAAAAAAAAAAAGACUCGCUUUUUUCCUUCUCUUCUAUUUCACUCUUUUUUGUCUUUUCUCCUCUUUUUUUCCCUCCCCUCUCUCCAUAGAUGUUUGAAAUCGCAGUCAUUUACGCUCGACAGUUUUUACAAUAGCCUUGAGCCAUAAUUUUGCCCGUCUCUCUAGCAUCCAUAGCCCUGCAUGGUCUCUCUCCGCCGGCCAUGCGCGACCGUUUCUCUCCCCAACCGUGGAUUUCCUAUUACUCUCGUUACGACUCACUGAGCCCCAGGCCCAAGGAUAAUGAUGUGUUGUUUCUUGGUAGCAUAAUUUGUCACACGUAUAUUUCUUCUUCUUCUUCUUCUUCUGCUUCUUCUCUUGCAGAAAGCACGGCUCUCUCUUUCUCUCUCUCUCUCAGCACUCAGCACACUUCUUAGUUUAGUUUUAAUUCGGGCGCACGCGUAGAAUAAGGGAGAGAACAAAAAGAGAGAAAUAAAUACACGGCUCGCGCAUCGGGUUUAUACACAGAUUUUAAGAAGGUGAAGAAAAGAAAAGGAAAGAACAAAAAAAUAGGGAAAGGACGAAGAAAGGAACAAAGACAAAGUGCUGGCUGUGAGGGGAUACACAUAUCUUAAGGAUCUGGGGAUACUUUGUUUUUCUCCGCUUGAACUCAAGGAGGUGCGAGCGGCUCACAAGUCAUGUCCAGAUCGGGCGACCGGACGUCUACGUUUGACCCGACACACAGCGACACGCUGCUGCACGGGCUCAACCUGCUGUGGAGGAAGCAGCUCUUCUGCGACGUGACCCUCACCGCUCAGGGACAGCAGUUCCACUGCCACAAAGCCGUGCUCGCGUCCUGCUCGCAGUACUUCCGGUCCCUGUUCUCGGCGUCGCACGCGCUCAACAAUGAGCCGCUCGCCGGGAAGGACCAAAGCAGCGGCGGAACUCCGUCGUCGUCCCCGGAUGAAAAGCUCCUGGCCAGCCCUCGCUCCAUCAGCAACCUGGUGCUGCAGGGCUGCUCGUCCAUCGGACUGCGUCUGGUCCUCGAAUACCUGUACACGGCCAACGUGACGCUCUCGCUGGACACUGUGGAGGAGGUGCUCUCGGUCAGCAAGAUCCUCAACAUCCCACAGGUCACCAAGCUAAGCGUGCAGUUCCUCAAUGACCAGAUCUCGGUCCAGAACUACAAGCAGAUCUGCAAGAUCGCCGCCCUGCACGGCCUGGAUGAGACCAAGAAGCUGGCCAACAAGUACCUCGUCGAGGACGUGCUGCUUCUUAACUUCGAGGAGAUGUGCGCCAUGCUGGAUGCGCUGCCACCGCCCGUCGAGUCUGAGCUAGCACUGUUUCAGAUGUCCGUCCUGUGGCUGGAGCACGACCGUGAGACCAGGAUGCACUAUGCGCCCGACCUGAUGAAGCGCCUCCGUUUCGCCCUCAUCCCGGCCCCGGAGCUCGUCGAGAGGGUGCAGUCUGUUGACUUCAUGAGGAGCGACCCCGUGUGCCAGAAGCUCCUGCUUGAUGCCAUGAACUACCACCUGAUGCCCUUCAGACAGCACUGCAGACAGACACAAGCCAGCAGAAUCCGUUCCAACAAAAGGAUGCUACUCCUGGUUGGAGGUCUGCCUCCAGGACCUGACCGCCUCCCCAGUAAUCUAGUGCAGUACUAUGAUGAUGAAAAGAAGACAUGGAAGAUCCUUACAAUAAUGCCUUACAACAGUGCCCACCAUUGUGUAGUAGAAGUGGAGAACUUUCUUCUGCUGCUAGGGGGUGAGGACCAGUGGAACCCCAAUGGCAAACACAGCACUAAUUUCGUAAGUCGAUAUGACCCAAGAUUCAACAGCUGGAUCCAGCUGCCCCCAAUGCAGGAGAGGAGGGCAAGUUUCUUUGCGUGCUCUCUUGAAAAACACCUUUACGUCAUUGGAGGAAGGAACGAGACAGGCUACCUAUCCAGUGUUGAGGCAUAUAACCUGGAAACUAACGAAUGGAACUACGUUUCGUCUCUUCCCCAACCUCUCGCAGCACACGCCGGUGCAGUUCAUAACGGGAAAAUCUAUAUCUCAGGUGGAGUCCAUAAUGGCGAGUAUGUGUCCUGGCUGUACUGCUAUGACCCGGUGAUGGACGUGUGGGCCAGGAAACAGGACAUGAACACUAAACGUGCUAUACACGCACUCGCAGUCAUGAACGAUCGCCUCUACGCCAUUGGUGGAAAUCACUUAAAAGGAUUCUCUCAUCUGGAUGUGAUGUUGGUGGAAUGUUAUGACCCUAAAGGAGAUCAGUGGAACAUCUUACAGACGCCCAUUCUGGAGGGCCGCAGUGGUCCCGGCUGUGCCGUGCUGGAUGACAGCAUUUACCUGGUUGGAGGCUACAGCUGGAGCAUGGGAGCCUACAAGUCAUCCACCAUCUGCUACAGCCCGGAGAAGGGAACAUGGACCGAAUUAGAAGGCGAAGUAGCAGAACCUUUAGCUGGACCAGCAUGUGCCACUGUCAUACUACCAGCUUGCCUGCCAUUUAACAAAUGACAGAUAAUUGUGUGGAGAAAAAUCCCUGAGGAUGGACAGAAAGGCCAUCAUUAAAAAAAAAAAAAAGAAAAAAAAAAUGAAACGAUGCAGACUGUCUAGGCAGACCGAUUGCAUAGGAGGUGUAUAAAUUAUUUUUUUACACGUCUGACGAGAGCACUUUCUUUCUUCCUUCCUUUCUUUCUUGAAUACUUUUAAAAAGAAAUACAAUUCGUUUUUAUGUGUGUUGACAUUCAAACCUUUGGUCACCUUUCCCUUUUUUUUUUUUUUUUUUUUUUUGGGGCUUCACUCGAUAUCGCACGCAUAACCGAUAUAGCUUCCAUUUGUACUUUGUAUUUUGUGACGAACAAAAAAAAAAAAAAAAAAGAAGAUAACAUUAUUCCGAGCUGAUGCAAUGUUGGAAAGUUUGAAACGUGUUUAUGUCCUGGAACGAUUCACCGAAACGAAUCGAAUUGUUUUUUUGUUUUGUUUUUUUAUUCUAGACAAAACUCAUGAAUCCUGUAACACUGUAGAAUAGAGAAGCUCCAGCUUGUUAAAUAUCGUAGCCAUACUGUAUAAGGUACAGCGGAUGUACAGAGGACAAAGGCCGGAAACGAAGUAGUCGUAAACAACACUCCUUUAAUAGAACACAUACUAAUAUGAACGAACAAUCAGACAUAUUGUUUACUAAACCAUGUGCUGUGUAUGCAUGGUCUUAAAUACGAAUCUUAUGUUCCCUGUAUGCUUUUCCCCCCUUCGUUUCUUUUAGAUAUUACCUGUUAAUGUUUAACAGUGCCUAUUUCUAAUGCUAGGUUCAUUCUUUCCUGUUUCUUUUAGCGCUAACCAUGAUCGGUUUAGCAAUAAAUUAGACAAAUUUGACUUUAAAUUAAAAAGUUAAUGAACUAAUAGAUAAAUGAAAACAGUUCAACACUGGUUCCAGAGCAGCACUGUUGGUGUAGCCGUCGUCCCGUUCGAUCAGGAGAGGUGUCUAUGUUAAUUUUCAUUCCUGUAAAUAGUCUCUUGCGGUGGAACAUUUUUGUGCCCAUGGGAUUUAUUAUCAAAUCCUGUUAUGUUAUUAUACAUUUUAAACAAUGAAAUAAAAUGCAAAUUCUGGAU
Messenger RNA from Silurus meridionalis, 4152 nucleotides. It is a transcript of the gene klhl14, whose product is annotated as kelch-like family member 14. The transcript has 9 exons. The coding region runs from base 1243 to 3060 and encodes 605 amino acids. The record is from RefSeq and is a predicted model, not a curated record. Gene Ontology annotation, molecular function: protein binding. NCBI's taxonomy places the organism in Eukaryota, Metazoa, Chordata, Actinopteri, Siluriformes, Siluridae.